GCCCUCUCUGCUUUCUCACGGUCGAUCGCCGCUUGAUCGUCAACCCGGGAAAGACACGACGAACGCCGGCGCGGCUUCCAUCCAUCGUCAUACAUAUCUGUGCUCCUGAGUGAGAGACGACUAUGACGUCGAGCGAGAUGUUUCGGGCAGAAGAUCCGCCUAGGAGAGGACAGGGAAUAUGUGCUAUCCGAGGCAGCUGCGGCAAGACCUCGAUACUUGGCGCAGAAUUGCCAUGUCCAGAUGACGGAGACGCCACCGAGGUCGAUCACGACUUGGCAGAUCUCAUGAGAUCAGUAUGUGGACCUUCCUAUUCUGUCCGGACGCAUGCUUGCUGUACGCGAGACCAAGUGGAAACACUGGGUGAUCGACUGAAACAGGCGGCACCGUUGAUCGCCUCCUGCCCUGCAUGCCAUAACAAUUUCCGGUCCUUCUACUGCGAUUUCACAUGUUCGCCUGACCAAUCGACAUUCUUAUCGGUCUCUACAACUCAGAAAACAACGGACGGCAAGCAGGCUGUCAAAUCUGUCGAAUUUGCAGUUUCUGACGAGUUCAAACGUGGAUUCUACGAUUCUUGCAAGAGUGUUCAAUUUGGCGCAACCAAUGGAUUUGCGAUGGACCUGAUUGGUGGAGGAGCCAAGAAUCCGGAAGCGUUCCUCAAAUACAUGGGGGACCUUAGACCAGGCCUAGGAUCCCCCUUCCAGAUCAACUUCCCAAGUGGCAUCGAAACGGGCUUUUCGCGACGGCCGCUGAACUGCUCGGAUCCGGAGAUCUUCGCCAAGUGCGCAUGUGCAGACUGUCCAACAAUUUGCCCGACGCUCCCCUACGUCGCUCCUCCAGGCUCAAAGACAUGUCACGUUGGCGCUGUCUCCUGCCUGACAUUUUCCCUCCUCAUCAUUUACUCUGUCGCAAUCCUUUGCGGUCUGAUAUUCUACACUUGGAAGCAAGCCGUUCAACAUCGCAGGAGGAGGUACGAACGAGUGGCUUUACUUGAUCCACCGCAUUCUCCGCCAGUUCAAGGCAAUGGAAAUGGCUUGGACGGACUCGUCGGUCGAGGUGAUGACUCUGAAUCGGGACCGAGUGGAUCAAUACAUUUCCGCUUGGGAAGAGGUGCAAGUCUUCUCGAUCCGAUGGAUCAAUUGCAACCGAAGCAAAAUAAAAUAAAUGCCGUCCUCAGACGAUUUUUCUAUCGCUUAGGUUUCUUUUGUGCCAAGAGACCGCUCGAGACGUUCACCAUUGCCGCUCUCAUUGUCGCGGCGUUGAAUAUCGGCUGGAAGGACUUUACUGUGGAGACAGAUCCUGUGAGAUUGUGGGUCGCACCGAAUAGCGAAUCAGCGAGGGAGAAGCAUUUCUUCGAUGAGGCGUUUGGACCAUUCUAUAAAGAUGAACAGAUCUUUGUCACCAUGGUGGACGGCAGCUCUGCAGUAAACCACGACACGAUCGAAUGGUGGCUUGGCGUAGAGAGAGAUAUCGCGAACUUGAGGACAAGCGAUGGUGUCGGAUUGGACGAUGUCUGUUUUGCGCCUGCUGGAACCGGUACCCCUUGCGUCAUUCAAUCCAUCUCCGCGUGGACAGGUGAUGAUCUCGGUCAAUGGGGAGAUGAGUGGCGGGAUAGAAUAAAGGGAUGUGUCGCUGCUCCUGGAGAAUGUCUCCCGCCUUUUGGUCAGCCAAUCGAAGCGCCCUUCGUCCUCGGUAGCGGUGAGGAUGACUGGAUGGAUAGCAAGGCCCUCAUCGCCACCUAUGUUGUCAACAACUAUAAUGAUGAUCGUGUCAAACCGGUUGAAGCGUGGGAGAGGGUCCUGAGAGAGCAUCUCAGCAAAGUGCAUCGAGAUGGCGUUCGGAUCACCUACUCGACCGGCGUGUCCCUUGAGGAGGAAAUCAACAAGAGCACCAAUACCGAUGUCAAGAUUGUGGUUCUGUCCUAUCUCGUCAUGUUCCUCUAUGUCUCGCUCACCCUCGGUGGAGGUCUCCCGCCUUCACUCGUGAACACAAUUUGGGCAUGGAUCUGCUACCUGCCAGUACUUCUACAUAUCACCAGUUCCGAUAACCACGAACCACCGCCGAAAUUCUCCUUGUCCGUCCUUCCGAUCUUCCUUUCGGUCAAUUCGAAAUUUUCUCUAGGUCUAUUUGGCAUCGUUAUUGUCCUUGUGGCUGUCUCCUCAUCGGUCGGUCUAUUCUCUCUACUCGGGGUCAGGGUCACCCUUAUCAUUGCCGAAGUCAUCCCGUUCCUCGUCCUCGCAGUCGGUGUCGACAAUGUUUUCAUUUUGGUCCAUGAGCUUGAUCGACAAAACGCCUUGCAUUCUCAGCCUGACGCUCCACCGCCCGCCGAGAAUGACGACGACUCCAUACAAGUCAACACGACCUCUAUCCCUGCAGAGGAACGAGUGGCUAGAGCCGUCGCAAAGAUGGGUCCCUCCAUUGCGCUUAGCUCCAUCACUGAGACCGUCGCUUUCGCACUGGGCGCACUGGUACCUAUGCCCGCUGUCAGGAAUUUUGCAAUCUACGCUGCUGGCAGUGUCUUCCUAGGCGCCGUCAUGCAAGUGACUGUGUUCAUCAGUGCUAUGAGCUUGGACCUGAAACGAGCGGAGGCCAUGCGGAUCGAUUGUUUCCCAUGCGUCCGUCUCAGACCGCCGGUCGGGCUGUACGAUGAUCAGCCUGCGGCUGGCGAGCGGAGGGAAGGCGUCGUAGCUAAAUUCUUUAGGCGCGUUUACGCCCCUAUCCUCCUUCAGCGGGAGAUCAAGCAACUUGUCUUGGUCCUCUUUGGAGGUCUGAGUCUUACGGCAGUCAUCGGAAUCCAACAUAUCAAGUAUGGAUUAGACCAACGAUUGGCUCUCCCUUCCGAGUCGUACCUUGUCCCGUAUUUCAACGACCUGGACAAGCACUUUGGUGUUGGUCCGCCAGUCUACUUUGUGGCUGAGAGCGCCCAAGUGACUGACCGCCAUGGCCAACAACAGCUUUGCGGAAAAUUCACCACCUGCUUAGAGUUAUCGGUCGCGAGUUCACUGGAAGCUGAGCGGAAAAGACCCGAUUCCAGCUUUAUCGCCAAUCCACCUGCAUCGUGGAUCGACGAUUUCUUGCAGUGGACGAACCCAGCAUUCACCUCAUGCUGUCGUGUUCGACGCCGAGAUCCCUCUAUAUUCUGUAGUCCGAAGGAAUCGGAUCGUGCUUGUCGGUCUUGCUUCGAGGACCAAGACUGGGACUCGACGAUGAAUGGAUUGCCAGAGGGUACUGAUUUCAUGCGAUAUCUACAACAAUGGCUCAUCUCGCCUACCGAUUCGGAUUGCCCCCUGGGUGGUCAAGCGGCCUACUCGACGGCGGUAAAGCUCUCUCAGAAUGGAUCGGCAGUUGCUGCUAGCCAUUUCAGAACGUUUCAUACUCCAGUGAAGACGCAGGACGAUUACAUCAACGCUCUGUCAGCUGCUCAACGCAUCUCUGCCGAUAUCACGUCUCGGACGGGGGUCCACGUCUUCCCUUACUCCAUCUUUUACGUCUUUUUCGACCAGUACGAACACAUUGCGUCCAUUGCAGUCCAAGUACUGACCUUGGCAUCCAUCGCCAUAUUCGCCAUCACCUCCGUCCUUUUGGGGUCUUGGCGGACGGGCGCAGUCGUGACUGCUGUUUGCGCAUUGGCAGUGUUGGACGUCAUGGGCAUCAUGGGUUUCUGGCAUAUCUCUCUCAAUGCCAUUUCGUUGGUCAAUUUGGUCAUCAGUCUUGGAAUCGCCGUCGAAUUCUGCAGUCAUGUCGCUCGAGCCUUCAUGGGUGCAGGAGGUGGAGUUGCCUGGGAGAAGGAAGGUCGGAGGGAAAAGGAUGAACGGGCUUUCACCGCAUUGGCCGAUGUCGGACCAUCGGUGUUCUCCGGUAUCACCCUGACCAAGCUUAUUGGGAUCUCUGUUCUAGCCUUGACCCGAUCCAAACUUUUGGAGAUCUAUUACUUCCGCAUGUGGCUUUCGCUCAUCCUCUCUGGUGCCUUGCAUGGACUUGUCCUCUUACCUGUCGUCCUGAGUUAUGUCGGUGGACCAGGGUACAGUCUUGAAGAUACGGAUGAAGAAUGGGUCACAAGUCAAAUGCGUAGACCGAUGGAUUACGAGUAUGCUCCAUUUGCAGAUACGGAUUCGGUCAUCUCAGAGGAAUGAACGGACAACAUCACAUG
Messenger RNA from Kockovaella imperatae, 4147 nucleotides. RefSeq names its product vacuolar membrane protein. Gene Ontology annotation, cellular component: membrane. NCBI's taxonomy places the organism in Eukaryota, Fungi, Basidiomycota, Tremellomycetes, Tremellales, Cuniculitremaceae. The transcript is spliced from 3 exons. The coding region runs from base 123 to 4130 and encodes 1335 amino acids. The record is from RefSeq and is a predicted model, not a curated record.